GCCCAGGACAUGUACAACCUCUACCUACUCCUGAUGGAUCCAAAUUCAAAAUUCGAUUGAGAGAAGCGAACAUAAGAAGCUGUUUAUUUCUUCUUUUCACUUUUUUCGUCGAUACCCUUGGGAGAACAAACAAAUGACGGCGGUCCCGCCGGCGGCGUCGGGGCAGCCAAUAUCGGCGUCUGUGGUGAAUUCGUUUCGAGUGGCGGCCGUAGCUGAGCGCUUGGCUACUCAUACUCAGCCUGGUAGACAGCCUCAAAGCUCGGAGUUCUUCAGCCUGUGCCUCUCUCUCGCCAGAGGCAUUGAUUAUGCAAUUGCCAACAAUGAGGUUCCUGCUAAAGCGCAAGAAUUACCUCUAUUGUUGAAGCAGAUAUGUCAACACAGAAAUGACCUCUUCUUACAAGCAGCUAUUAUGGUGUUGAUGAUAUCAGUAAAGAAUGCCUGUAAAAUGAGCUGGUUCUCAGAUGGAGAGAGUCGAGAACUUUUAACUCUUGCCAAUGAGGUUGGCAGUUGCUUUUGCAUCCCAGGCGUUAUUAACAAUGAACUGGAUGGUUCACUUGCAACUAUUUUGGAAGUUAUGUCAAGGUUCUAUCCAUUAAUGAAGAUGGGCCAGAUACUUGCUUCUCUUGAAGCUAAGCCUGGAUACGGGGCGCUCGUGGUUGAUUUCCAUAUAUCGAAGAAUAUGACAUACUCUCCUCAGGAGAAAAUUAGGUUAUUUGUGUCUCAAAAAGAUAACGUAGAGACAUCUGCUUGCAUUAUAAGUCCACAACUAGUGAGCUUUCUGUUAAAUGGAAAGGGAGUGGAGAGAAGAACAAAUGUUUCAGUGGAUAUGGGACCUCAGAUGCCAACAAAUGUGACUGCAAUGUUGAAAUAUGGGACUAAUCUUCUCCAAGCUGUGGGCCAGUUUAGCGGUCAUUAUCUCAUUGUGGUUGCCUUCAUGAGUAUGGAGUCGUCAUCACCUGACGCUUCCACACUGCCAGAUUAUGUUCAGUCUGGUGAUUUUGCACCAGAUUCAGAAGAUUCUGAUUUAAUUGAAGGGCCAUCACGGAUCUCACUCAAGUGUCCCAUAAGCCGAACACGCAUCAAAACUCCUGUCAAAGGGCAUGCAUGUAAGCAUCUUCAGUGCUUUGAUUUCAAUAACUAUGUUAACAUAAACUCUAGAAGACCUUCCUGGCGCUGCCCACAUUGCAAUCAACAUGUAUGCUACACUAACAUCCGGAUUGAUCAAAAUAUGGUUAAGGUGCUGAAAGAGGUAGCAGAGGAUGUGUCUGAUGUGAUCAUCUCUGCAGAUGGAUCAUGGAAAGCCGUGAUGGAAAAUGAUGAUGACGUAGAUGAGUUGCAUGGUAAUACCCUUAAUUGCCAAAAAGAUGGGUCUGAGCUGCCAGAAUCUGCUACGGGCGUUCCCAUGGUUCUGGAUCUUACUCAGACUGUGGAUGCACUGGAAACUAUCGAAACUGAAGACAGGAAGCCUCCUGUGGCUACUCUUCAAAGUUUGUCUGCUGCUCCAAAUUUAACCCUAACACCAGAAUUGAUUAAUUUAGCUGGAGCUAAUCAAAAUGUUUUGGACGAUGAUUUUUGGGCUGUACUUUACUCAGGUCAUAGGUCUGGCACUUCUACUUCUAGGACAGAUACCCAAGUUGGUGGCACUGAGUCUACACGAAAUUUUACAGUGUCACCAGUAUUUUCUGAUGCUGUCUCUCCAGCACCCAAUCGAGCUGAUGCUCAUGGUAAUGCUAAUCUUGCAACACCUGGGAUUCAAAAUCAAGUUGCUACUGCAAAUAAUUUGCCAUUACAUCCUUCACAAGUGACAAAUUCAAUGUCAAAUCAUGAAUAUGGAAGUUUGCAGAACAUACCUAGACAUGUAAGCAGAUCAUCAAUUGCAGUUCAGGCCCUCCCAGCAAUGUCUCAGACUCAGACACCAACACAACAGAGAUCAAGUAAUAGUAUGAAUACGAUGAACACAACCAGCUCUGCGCGUAUUCCACAUCAGAUGCAGAGUAGGAUUCAGCAAGAACGAUCAUUUGCUCCUGCCCGGCCAGUUCAACAAGUUGGUGCUGCAGCUCCAAGUCAACUCCCAGGUCCAUACAGACCUCCUGGGUUUCGGGCUGAAUACCAGAACCCACACCUGCAGCAAGCACUGAACACGAGGUUGUCCCAACCCAGGAGCCCAUCUCCAGGCCUGAUUCGGUCACCAUCUCCAAUACUACGGGCACAGGCUCAACAAGGAGCUGCACAAGUUGGGGUAGGCUACACAGCAGGCAAUGUGAGUAGCAAUCCUACCAGAUUUAUGGCUGCUUCCCAGAGAACCACCCAAAUGGCUAGACAGCCACCGAUGGUGGCAGUUCAAACUCAAACACCAAGAGCAGCAUCAUAUCCUGGAAAUGUUGAUGGUAGUAGGGCUUCAGCCGUCGAGCAGAGAUUGAACAUAGGUGGAGUAGCACCUGCAGCUUCAAGACCUGAUACGUCAGCUGAUUUGGCAUCUGAGCAGAACUGGCGACCUACAGGACGAAUGCGUGGAAGCCUUACAGGUCGAGUAUAUUCUGAAUCUCUUAGCCAGAUGAUGAUUCAACCGACCCAGUCAACACAAGCUGCAAGGCCACAAACAAAUAUAACGUCUCCACCUAGUGUUCCACCACAUCUGCAGGCGUUUCUUGCAAAUAGCAGGAAUCCUGUUACCCCUCAAGUGCGAAACAAUGCAACAACUGAAACUACAGCCACAAAUGGUGGUUCGGGUCCUGCCAGAUAGGUCUAGUGGGAUGCAUUAGUCUUGACUUAGCUGUAUGUAGGAGUAAUCAAUAUGAUGAAGCUGUAAAUACAAAUAUUUAUGUCCAAUUUUGUGCAUCACUGAUAUUGUUGUACAGUUCCUCCCUGGGCUUAGAGUGAGAGUUCAGCUUCCCCUGUAUUUGGUUUUAAUCAAGUCUAGAUUUUUAAGCUUUAUCAGCUUCUGUUUUCUUGGUCUGUGAAUUUUGCAAUUUGUGAAUUGUGUCUGUGUGUACUUGUUGCAUAUACAAUUCCAGUCGGUAAAUUAUUAUGUUGGUUUGAGCUUAAAAUUAAA
Gossypium arboreum is the source of this 3052-nucleotide messenger RNA. Its product is annotated as E4 SUMO-protein ligase PIAL2. Gene Ontology annotation, biological process: protein sumoylation. Bases 134 to 2743 code for a protein of 869 amino acids. The record is from RefSeq and is a predicted model, not a curated record. NCBI's taxonomy places the organism in Eukaryota, Viridiplantae, Streptophyta, Magnoliopsida, Malvales, Malvaceae. Gene Ontology annotation, molecular function: zinc ion binding; SUMO ligase activity. The transcript has 16 exons.